AUGGGAUGUAUAAAAUCAAAAAGGAAAGACAAUCUGAAUGACGAUGGAAUAGAUUUGAAGACUCAACCAGUACGUAAUACUGACCGAACUAUUUAUGUGAGAGAUCCAACGUCCAAUAAACAGCAAAGGCCCGUUUCAGAAUCUCAGCUUUUACCAGGACAGAGGUUUCAAACUAAAGAUCCAGAGGAGCAAGGAGACAUUGUGGUAGCCUUGUACCCCUAUGAUGGCAUCCACCCAGACGACCUGUCUUUCAAGAAAGGAGAGAAGAUGAAAGUGCUGGAAGAGCAUGGAGAGUGGUGGAGAGCCAAGUCGCUCUCCACAAAGAGAGAAGGCUUCAUCCCCAGCAACUACGUCGCCAAAGUCAACACCUUGGAAACAGAAGAGUGGUUUUUCAAGGAUAUAACCAGGAAAGACGCAGAGAGGCAGCUGCUGGCGCCCGGGAACAGCCCUGGAGCUUUUCUCAUCAGAGAAAGUGAGACAUUAAAAGGAAGUUUCUCUCUGUCUGUCAGAGACUAUGACCCCGUGCAUGGUGAUGUCAUUAAGCACUACAAAAUUAGGAGUCUGGACAAUGGCGGUUAUUACAUCUCUCCACGAAUCACUUUUCCUUGUAUCAGUGACAUGAUUAAGCAUUACCAAAAGCAGUCAGAUGGCCUGUGCAGGAGACUGGAGAAGGCAUGCAUCAGCCCCAAACCACAGAAGCCGUGGGAUAAAGAUGCCUGGGAGAUCCCUCGGGAGUCCAUUAAGUUGGUGAAGAGGCUCGGUGCUGGGCAGUUUGGGGAAGUCUGGAUGGGUUACUAUAACAAUAGUACCAAAGUGGCUGUCAAAACCCUGAAACCAGGCACUAUGUCUGUGCAAGCGUUCCUGGAAGAGGCAAACCUCAUGAAGACCCUUCAGCAUGACAAGCUGGUGAGGCUGUAUGCUGUGGUCACCAAAGAGGAGCCCAUCUACAUCAUCACCGAGUACAUGGCCAAGGGCAGUUUGCUGGAUUUCCUGAAGAGUGACGAAGGGGGCAAAGUGCUACUUCCAAAGCUAAUCGACUUUUCUGCUCAGAUUGCAGAGGGAAUGGCAUACAUUGAGAGGAAAAACUACAUUCACCGGGACCUGCGAGCAGCAAACGUCCUGGUCUCCGAGUCGCUCAUGUGCAAAAUUGCAGAUUUCGGGCUUGCUCGAGUGAUUGAAGAUAACGAGUACACAGCAAGGGAAGGUGCUAAAUUCCCCAUCAAGUGGACUGCUCCAGAAGCAAUCAAUUUUGGAUGUUUCACUAUUAAGUCUGACGUGUGGUCCUUCGGAAUCCUCCUGUAUGAAAUCGUCACCUAUGGGAAAAUCCCCUACCCAGGGAGAACUAAUGCCGACGUGAUGACUGCCCUGUCGCAGGGCUACAGGAUGCCCCGCAUGGAGAACUGCCCAGAUGAGCUCUAUGACAUCAUGAAAAUGUGCUGGAAAGAAAAGGCGGAAGAGAGGCCGACGUUUGAUUACUUACAGAGCGUCCUGGAUGAUUUCUACACUGCCACGGAAGGGCAGUAUCAGCAGCAGCCUUAGAGCGCAGGAAGACUCCAGCCGUUCGCAGGGACGGCUGCCUCACUGAAAAGAGAAAGUGUGAUCCCUGGUUGCACUAGUCACUCAUGUGCUGGGACCAUCGACCGUCCCUGCUCCUGAAAGUGAGGCUAAAUUACUCAGGAAGAACACUCUCCACAUGGAAAAGUAUUCUCUUCUCAUAGGCCGAUGCCCAUGGUUUGCAGCUCGGAUGGCCCCCAGCUGGCCAUCUUGCUUUGCUAGACCAAGAUCUGAACACGAACUUCUGAGAAGAAAACACCUGUCCUAUCCAGAAUGCACCUACUGGGGCCCCUCGUUUACAACUGGUUGUGUGACUCGGAGAUUCAGGGGCCGUUUCAAUAAAUCCCCAACAGCAGCAGAACUAAACUCACUCAUAAAGAUAAAAUAACAAGAUGCCUAUUAUGACACUUCUUUCUAUUUUCUCUGUGCUUUGGCUGAUUUGUUAAAAAAUUACUAAUCCAACCUGUUAGAUUUUGCAGGUAAAGUCAGAAGCUAAAAAAUGUCUUUCCAAGAUUUCAGUGAUUUCCCCUCCCCCAAAGUCUGAGACUGUUAAACAUUUUCCUUCCUUGGAGGCUGCUUGGAACCCCCGGAUGGGAAGCAGCAGCACUUUCCUGGUCUCUUCCCUGUCAACGCGUCACUUGUGAGCCUGCAGAGCUGCUGCGUUAAGCAACGUGGAGCCCCGACGGCCGGGCCCACCCAGAUCACCCGGGAAAGAGAGCUGAGCCUCAGAAACUGCUCUCCCUUCCAAAGGGAUGUUUUUAAUGGUCCAGCUUUUCAAUUCCACCGUUUCCUACCUACAGACUUUUUUGACAGUGUAGUGUGGAAGAACAGCAAGAUUUAAUCUCUGCAGAACCUUCUAGGUCCUUAUAAAACUUAAGAAUUUUCUUUGUUGCUUCAGAUGAUUUGAACAUUAUUUUAAUGAUCAAGUAUUAAUUUUAGUUGUACUUUAAAAAGUAAAAAUGCGAUAUUUGGGGCUAUUUUCGUGAUUCAGCAAUCUUUUCUAAAUCAUGUAAGAUGUGUGUGAGACUAUUUAUACAAGAAUGUGAGGGAAAGUAAGUGACUUGAGGCUCCGAUGAGCCGCUGUAGCAAGGGAUACGAGAGGUCUUGUUUACUGAGCUUUCCUACUGUAAGCGCUGAAUGGGAGACGCUGUGGCACAUCACGUGUCACUCUGCUGUUGUGUAUAUAUCUAAUGUUUCUAUUUUGUGGUUUUAUUUUAAUACACCUGGCCCAGUAAUGUCUCAAGCUUUUUACUUGUGUUUAACAUUUCCAACUAUCGUCAACAUAGAAAAAUGAGUACAAAUUGGGGAAAAUGAGAGGUGACCCCAUAUAGUUACGUUGUCUAAAAAACUUGUACGACUUCUCCCUCCAUCCUUUGAGUGUUUUCAGAUUGGAGAACUGAGGAGUUGAUGGCCUGGACACCUGAACAUCCCUUGAUGGGAGCAAGUAGGAUCUGUUCUCAAAUAGGCUUAGCAGGCACCACUAAGGUUUCAUUUGGUAUGGGCUGGCUAGGUGUUAGGUGCCUAGGGGAAGGGAUAAAAUAUUCUGCUUUCCCCUAAAUUUUAACUUCUUUUCCUGUGUCAUUUUUUUAAUGUCCUUUCUAAAAUAUUCUAAAAUUCUCAAUUCACAAGUGCCGCAUUCACAAAGAUAGAAUAUUAUCUUCGUAUAAUGUUUAUGAAGCUUGAUUCACGGUGGUAAGUUUUCCGCAUACACCCACCUGUUCAUAUUUUACUUCAGAAUCACGCGUAUGACCCAACAUGUUGCUUGGAGAAACAACAUAAAGAAUCCCUAAAGCAAAAAGAAAUCUCUAGAAAAUUACUAAAUUCAUCCUCCCCUUGUUUUUCUUCUCUCAAUUCUGCUUCCUUUUGCAAUUUUACACUCAACUUUCCCUCUCAAUCAAGUAUGUGAUCCUUUCCUCCAAGUGUCCCCCUCAUCCCCUUGGGCCUCGUCACUUUCAACGUGUGCUCAAGCCACGUAGCACUCAAAGGACAGCAAGCACAGUCUCUUCCUUUGGCAGUAGAAUUCCAACCUCCUCAUGACUCACAGGCAGAAUGAGGGACUGAGGGGGUGUUUGUAAAAUCUUAGAGUCUCCAGUGGUGUGCAGAGUGGCUUAAAUCAUCACAUCCCAGGUCGUUACUGAGAACUUGAAAAACAGACUCCCCACUCCCCUUCGCCCCAAGAUCCUGCCUUCACUGGUCUGCAGUGAGGGAUGUAUGGCAACGUACUUGAAAAGCUUCGCCAGUGAAUGUAAGGAACACCCAGGCUUGGAGGCCACUCUCCUGCUUUGACACAUAUUGCAAAGUUAUCUGCUCAAAAGACCAGCCUUCUCUUUCCUCAGAUGGCUUGGUUUCCCAAGGGAGGAUGUAGAAGUAGACGGGGAAAGAGGAGGAGAAAAUGUACGUUCUUCCUUUCUUAUGAACUUGAAACCCACUGGACUUAAAGUAAAACUUGAAAGCUUGACACCAGCAUCCUUGGUAGAAGGGGACAUUCGGUGCUUCCGAGCCCCUCCAGGCCCCUCCCUAGGCUCUGCUGGAAUCCCACUGGAAAAGCAUACUGCCUAGGCCUUCUAGGGGAGAUCCUCCAGCACAGAAGACUUGACUCCUGUCCCAAGAGUGUGUAAGAGGUCCAUAAAAGCAGGGGCCAUAUUUAUUUGCUUACACAUUGGGACAGAUCACAAGGCACUGAAACCGAAGUAUAAACUCAUUUCCAGCUUCGCCUGUGGUGAUGGCUCUCCCUUGUCUUCCCAUUGUUCCAACAAACUACAUCUGGGGCAGUUGCUGCUAAACGUAGAUACUCUGUGCUGAAACACUGGCAUCCGAUCUGUUAGAAUGAAUUAAAACAAAUGCUCAUCCUAUAGUUCAGCUCCCCAGCCUUUGUGAUUUUAACCGCCAUGCUUCACAACCAGUUAGUUUCUUACAUUCUUAGCCAACAGCAUCUCUCAGAGGAGAUCCCAGCACCCACCGUUCCCCUUAGUAUCUUCAUUUUCUUCUUCUGACCAGUUGAAUGGAGACUCCAGUUCUCGAGCGCCUACAUUUUGGUUACCUGAAGUUUUUAGACUGAGGACGAGAAUUGCCAUUCUUCCUGAUGGAAAUGGUGAUAAAAUACACAGACACCCAUCCGCCGCCAUUUGCUCAGUGCUCCCUUUGGUGCUUUGGCACUUUAUACAAAUUACCUCUAACUCAUACAACAACCCUUGAAGGUAUGGACAGUACUGUCACUGUUUCACAGCUGAGAAAUCAGAUGCACACAAUCAUCUGAAAUCAAAGGCCACAGAAGGAACAGAUUGGCUUCCCUUCAUGUUGUUUCCUUGUGAAAUAAAACAAAUGAAACACCUUUGUAGUGGAAUCUCCCUGGCUUGGGUGGGUGUUCUAAGUGGGCAGAGGAAUUACUUACAAAAUGCUCCAUUGGGGUCCACACACGUGAGGGAAAAUUCCUUCUAAGAAAUUUUGAUUUUGGAAGAGAAUUCAUUCACGAAUUCAACUCAC
Equus quagga is the source of this 5037-nucleotide messenger RNA. RefSeq names its product LYN proto-oncogene, Src family tyrosine kinase (gene LYN). Gene Ontology annotation, cellular component: extrinsic component of cytoplasmic side of plasma membrane. Gene Ontology annotation, biological process: protein phosphorylation; cell differentiation; cell surface receptor protein tyrosine kinase signaling pathway. NCBI's taxonomy places the organism in Eukaryota, Metazoa, Chordata, Mammalia, Perissodactyla, Equidae. The coding region runs from base 1 to 1539 and encodes 512 amino acids. The record is from RefSeq and is a predicted model, not a curated record. The transcript has 12 exons. Gene Ontology annotation, molecular function: ATP binding; non-membrane spanning protein tyrosine kinase activity; signaling receptor binding.